UGACACACUCAGCUGUUAUCACUCUAAUCUGAUAAAAACAAAUACAUUUGGGAAAAAUAUUAGAAGAAACACAACGUCUAGCUAAAACAAUUUAUCAUAUAUAAAAUACAAAUACUCGAAAUAUUUAAGUACAAAAUUGUGAAAAACCAAAAAUGGCCACCAAAGUAGUUGCCACCGCCACUGUAAGGGCUUUGAAAGGACGUAAACUCUUGCCUACAAGGGCAGCAUUGACAUUGACUCCCUCGGCAGUGCAGCGUAUAAAAGAUUUACUCAAAGGACAACCAGAAUAUACUGGACUAAAAGUUGGUGUGCGACAACGUGGUUGCAAUGGUCUUUCAUAUACAUUAAAUUAUGCAAAGGAAAAAGACAAAUUGGAUGAGGAGGUUGUACAGGAUGGCGUUAGAGUUUAUAUAGAUAGAAAGGCUCAGCUCUCAUUAUUGGGCACUGAAAUGGAUUACGUGGAAUCUAAGCUUGCCAGCGAAUUCGUAUUCAACAACCCCAACAUUAAAGGCACAUGCGGUUGCGGUGAAUCGUUUAGUAUAUAAACUGUUAGUCUGAAUUGGAAAACAAAUUUGGAGGUUAUUAUUACUUAAGGAAAUCGAAGGAAAGAAAGAAAACGUUAGUUAAUACUAAAAUUAGACAUUGUAAAAUAAAAUAGAUGGGCAUAUAAAGUAA
Messenger RNA from Stomoxys calcitrans (stable fly), 675 nucleotides. It is a transcript of the gene MagR, whose product is annotated as iron-sulfur cluster assembly 1 homolog, mitochondrial. Gene Ontology annotation, biological process: iron-sulfur cluster assembly. NCBI's taxonomy places the organism in Eukaryota, Metazoa, Arthropoda, Insecta, Diptera, Muscidae. Gene Ontology annotation, molecular function: 2 iron, 2 sulfur cluster binding. The record is from RefSeq and is a predicted model, not a curated record. Gene Ontology annotation, cellular component: mitochondrion; cytoplasm. The coding region runs from base 153 to 545 and encodes 130 amino acids. The transcript is spliced from 5 exons.